AUGGCAUUUCUCGGUUUCAUAUUCAAUCGUCCUAUCAACACUAUGAUUUGGUCAACGAUAUCGCUCGUUGCGCUACUCGCGCAACAGUCAAUUGCACAAACAGGAUCAGCUAGAGGAUCUGAUUUUCUUCGCUUUGGAUGUUCUCAGCUCGUCGUUGAAAGAACGGACCCUCUUGUCAACCCGGGACAAAUACCAUCACCUCAUAUGCAUCAGAUUGUUGGAGGAAGUUCUUUCAAUACUACGAUGGAUAUCAAAAAAGCGGACCCAUCAACGACAUCCAAAUGCACUUCAUGCAAGCUAUCUGAAGAUUUCAGCAACUACUGGACCGCUUCAAUCUACUUCAAAUCACCAGAAAACGGAACCUACAAACGAGUUCCUCAAAUGGCCAACGGCCGCUUGAACGGCACGCUUCUCGAACAGGAAGGAGGUAUUACAGUUUACUACAUGCAGCCCUUCAGCGGCACGAACAAAAAGACAACAGUCAUGAGCCCUGGCUUCCGCAUGCUCGUCGGCGACCCUUCCCUCCGCAGUAAACCCAGCGGCUCUCUCAAAAUCUGCCACCGCUGUCUCGCCAAGUCCGAGCGCAUCAUGGGUGGCAGUGGCGCGCCCUGCGACUCCUCCGACACCGCUGAGUUUCCCAAUAAACCGUGUCCCGGCGGCAUUCGCGCCACCGUCAUCUUCCCGUCGUGCUGGGAUGGCAAGAAUCUCGAUACCCCGGAUCAUAAGAGCCAUGUCGCGUAUGCCUCAGGCGCGGCGCUUGCUGGUGAUAAGUGUCCGUCUACGCAUCCUGUCAGGAUUCCGCAGGUUAUGUAUGAGAUUAUGUAUGAUACUUCGAGCUUUGCGGAUCCCGCGUAUUACAAAGAUGGAAAACAGCCGCUUGUUUAUAGUUUUGGUGAUACAACUGGAUACGGUGCUCACGGUGAUUACCUCUUUGGCUGGGUGGAAGGCUCGCUUCAGAAAGCUAUGGAUUCCCUGGGAAAACAGUGCUUUAGUGAGACUUGUCCUGUGUUGAAGUUGCAGUCUAGUCCGGAGGCUAUUGGAUGUACGAAGGCGCAGCAGGCUGUUGAGGAUGUUGGGACGGAUACUUGGCUCAAGGAGAUUCCAGGGAUGUGA
Glarea lozoyensis ATCC 20868 is the source of this 1113-nucleotide messenger RNA. RefSeq lists its product as uncharacterized. NCBI's taxonomy places the organism in Eukaryota, Fungi, Ascomycota, Leotiomycetes, Helotiales, Helotiaceae. The record is from RefSeq and is a predicted model, not a curated record. The coding region runs from base 1 to 1113 and encodes 370 amino acids. The transcript has 6 exons.